Pungitius pungitius (ninespine stickleback) is the source of this 954-nucleotide messenger RNA. It is a transcript of the gene ssr4, whose product is annotated as signal sequence receptor, delta. NCBI's taxonomy places the organism in Eukaryota, Metazoa, Chordata, Actinopteri, Perciformes, Gasterosteidae. The transcript is spliced from 6 exons. Gene Ontology annotation, cellular component: endomembrane system; endoplasmic reticulum; membrane. Bases 148 to 651 code for a protein of 167 amino acids. The record is from RefSeq and is a predicted model, not a curated record.
UCACCGCUGCGCAGCCGUAGAGGCGUCGUAUCAGUAAGCUGAGGUGGACUUCUUCCCUUUAGUCAGCGGCAGAGACUCAGUGCAGUCCCGCAAUUGGACCUCAGGAACAAGACGAAACGUACCCAGACAACCUCUCAAGACACCAAGAUGAUCCGUAUUGCCGCUUUCCUCGCUCUGCUGGUGGCUGCGUGCUCCGGAGAGACGUGCACCGACCCAGCGAUCACCCCCUCGGCCUACACCACGUCUGACGCCGUCAUCUCCUCUGAGUCGGUCUUCAUCGUGGAGCUCAGCCUCGCCUGUGCCAACGGAGCGCAGAGCGUGACUCUGUAUGCUGAUGUAAAUGGGAGACAGUUCCCUGUGACCAGAGGCCAGGACGUUGGCAAGUACCAGGUGUCGUGGAGUCUUCCUCACAAACAGGCAAGCUCUGGAACAUAUCAGGUCAAAUUCUUUGACGAAGAGUCCUACAGUGCUCUGCGCAAGGCCCAGAGAAACAAUGAAGAUGUAAAUUCCAUUGAGCCUCUCUUUUCCGUCAACAUUGAUCACAGGGGUGUGUGGAACGGCCCCUGGGUGGCUACUGAGGUGGUUGCCGCCCUCAUGGGUAUCCUGGUCUACUACAUGGCCUUCACUGCUAAGAACACCAUCCAGGCAUAAACGGUUCACAAUCACCGGAUUGUUAAAGACUGAAUUCUGGUGGAUCUCCACCAACGAUCCAUCAUCCAGUGUGGUGGUGGCAAGCCAAUAGGAUUUUGCCACUUGAUCUGCUUUGGGAAAAGCAGCAAGAGCAGCGGUCUUUUUAUACUUUUUUUUUUUUUUUUUUUAAUUCGAACUAUGUUUGAAUACCAUCAGUCUUGUUAAUUUUUCAGAUGACUUUCGUCACAAGUUUGUCUUGUCAAAAAUGGAUGGCGUUUUGUAAAAAAAAAAAAAAAGAGUUAAUUCUAAAACCAAACAAUAAAC